AUGGUGUUAGACAUCAACCAAGGCUCCAUGACCGUGGAUGAAUACAAGGAGUAUUUCCUAAGUCAUGAGAUCGUUGCUACGAACGACGAGGCGUAUUUGAUACAGCUCGCUCGUGACGGAUUAAACGACGCAAUCGGUGAGGCUCUGCAUUCUGUAGAGUUUUCAACGCUUGAAGAAUUCUUUCAAGAAGCAGCCGCUGUCGAAGAGGAACUGGAGAUAGAGAAGAGUCCAGAAAAAAAACAAAGUCGCCGUAAGAGGAAGGCGAUGGUAUUCUCGGACCCGGAAGACGAGUACCCUGGGGAGAAACCGGAAGAGGAAGAUGACGAAGACAGUGAAGAGGAGGAAGAGGGGUCUGAUUAUGGAGUUACGCGGGCCGAAUUUGACGAGGACGGGAUGAGUGCCGACUCUGACUAUGCCUCUGAGUAUGGCUCUGACUAUGCCGAUGACGGCAGUAGUGAUGAAGAUACCGCCCAUGGCGAACGCCGAUCCUUAUCCGCAAACCCUUCCUCUGGUGACCCCAACCCCGUCAUCGGCGGUGCUUCUGGCCCUGACUCCGCCACCGACGAAAACGCCUCACUCGCGGGGGGUUACAUUGUCUCCACCGCCUCCAUUACUAGAGAGGUGGCCAGCUCCAACGCCUCCAUCGCUGGAGAGGCGGUCGUAGUAAGCUCCGUCUCUUCCUCCAGCUCCGCUGCAGUACGAUCGGUCUGUAGCUCUAGCUCUAGCUGCGGUGGAUUUGGGUCCGUCGCUGACUCCAGCCCGGCUGUCGAUGCCUCAAAUUCAACCACAAGCUCGGGGGCACUUAACGGCGGUGGUAAAUAA
Molecule: messenger RNA, 822 nt
Organism: Raphanus sativus (radish)
Lineage: Eukaryota; Viridiplantae; Streptophyta; Magnoliopsida; Brassicales; Brassicaceae
Exons: 1
Coding region: 1-822 (273 amino acids)
Source: RefSeq, a predicted model, not a curated record